AUGAAUCAAUUUAAAAUAUUUCAAAAAUAUAAUAAAUGGUUGAUCAAAUAUCCAUAUCGUACUAAUGCAUUAACUACAGGUGCGUUAUUUGGUGUUGGAGAUAUAAUUGCCCAGGAAUUAUUUCCAGAAAAAAGUGAACAGAGCUCGAUCGAACAAUUUGAUUUGACUCGUACACUUCGUGCUACAACAUAUGGUACCGUGAUAUUUUCAGUAAUUGGUGAUAGAUGGUAUAAGGUAUUAAAUGGUAUAAACAUACCGUCGAAUUAUUAUAUACUGAAACGGUCAAAGAUUGCUACAUUGGUAUUACGAGUAGGUAUAGAUCAACUUAUAUUUGCACCUUUUGGUCUUAUAUUAUAUUAUGGGUCUAUGUCUGUAAUGAGUGGUGGAACAUUACAAGCAGUCCGCGAAAAACUUAGAUUACAAUGGUGGCCUACAUUAUGUGCAAAUUGGGUAGUUUGGCCCGUAGUGCAAUUUAUAAAUUUUUCAUUGGUACCUGUUCACUAUAGAUUGUUAUGUGUCAACAGCGUAGCAUUGUUAUGGAACACGUUUCUCUCUAUGCGUAAUGCACAAUGA
Maudiozyma barnettii is the source of this 573-nucleotide messenger RNA. It is a transcript of the gene SYM1, whose product is annotated as ethanol metabolism protein. The record is from RefSeq and is a predicted model, not a curated record. The transcript has a single exon. Gene Ontology annotation, cellular component: membrane; cytoplasm; mitochondrion. Lineage: Eukaryota; Fungi; Ascomycota; Saccharomycetes; Saccharomycetales; Saccharomycetaceae. The coding region runs from base 1 to 573 and encodes 190 amino acids.